Molecule: messenger RNA, 504 nt
Organism: Thyridium curvatum
Lineage: Eukaryota; Fungi; Ascomycota; Sordariomycetes; Thyridiales; Thyridiaceae
Exons: 2
Coding region: 1-504 (167 amino acids)
Source: RefSeq, a predicted model, not a curated record
AUGUCUUCCUCUUCCACACCAUUCACGAUCUGCCUCUGGAUGAAUGACACAGCCGAAGAGGCAGCGAAGCAUUACACGUCGAUAUUCAAGGAUUCCAGAAUCAUUGAGACGACUCACUAUCCCGGUGCUGGUGAAGAAGUCCAUGGCCACAAGGCCGGAAGCGUCAUGACGGUGGUCAUAGAGCUCAACGGGCAACGCUUCAUGCUCCUCAACGGUGGCCCCAACUUCAAGCCGAACGAGGCGGUCUCGCUGAUGGUCAUGUGCAAGGACCAGGAGGAGAUCGACUACUACUGGGACAAGCUGGGUGAGGGCGGUGACCCGUCGAAUCGCGCCUGCGGCUGGACCAAGGACAAGUACGGCUUCUCGUGGCAGAUUACGCCGCAGAAGAUGGGCGAUGUCUGGACCAAGGGCGACAAAGAGGCCGUGAACCGAUCGAUGGACGCCAUGAUGGGCAUGCAGAAGCUGGACAUGGAGGGAUUGCAGAAGGCCUAUGACGGAAAAUGA